AUGGAAAUCCCCGAAUUUAAUUUGAUAAGCAAUUUUGAAGCAGGUGUUAAUUGUCUGCAAAACCCAUCUCUUUUUUCUCGCGUUUUCGAUAUCUAUGGUGGUGGAUUUCCCAUCGUCUAUAGUUUCUGGAAAUGGGGAGCUUUGUUUAUCGCAUUAUUAGCAAGUUUCAAAUGCAUAGUUUCCAAAGUAAAGAUUUUGAUUAUAGCAAUCUCGAACAGGGUUAAAGCAUUUGCUGCUUCCCAACCUCCGAUUCAGCUUUUCGGUGAUGAUUUCGAUUCCGACGAUGAUUCCGACGAUGCCUGUUCUUCAGCUUCAUCAGACGACGACAUCGGCUGUUUCACGGUUGAGGAAAACUUCUCAGUUGCCGGUUCUAGAAGCUACGAUGGGGAUUCGAAUCUUCGACGGCGGCGCAAUUGCUGGGAAUGGGAUCGAUUUGCCUUGUCAGAUUUAGCAGCGGGUAAAGGGGUCGUGAAAAUUUGGGAUUGUUUAGGUUUGGGACUUGAUUUUGAAGAUGAAUCUAAUGAUAACGUUGUUUCUCUUUGGGAUUUGAAUAAGAAUAAGAAAAUUAGUUCCUUUAAUGGCGUUACCGGCGGCGAUGGAGAACAAAUUCCGGCGGUUUCGAUGGCGUCGCCGUCUGUGAUUCUGUCGGCGUUAUCUAGUAAAGACGGAAACGUUAAGUUUGGUGCUUAUGAUAGACGGAUAGGACUACACAAUCCGUCAAUAUUAGCUGAAUGGACUCCGACGCCGUCAUCGCCACGGCGGAGUAAGGUGGUCGGAAUUGAUAAAAAGGUUUAUGUAAUUGAUGACGACGUUUCUUCGUUAACGGUAGGAGAUAUGAGAAACGUGAAGAGUCCGUUAAGAAAUGUGACGGAAUCUGACGGAGAUAAAUGGUGGGAUACUGGCCGUUAA
This is a messenger RNA of Impatiens glandulifera, 909 nucleotides long. RefSeq lists its product as uncharacterized. Bases 1 to 909 code for a protein of 302 amino acids. NCBI's taxonomy places the organism in Eukaryota, Viridiplantae, Streptophyta, Magnoliopsida, Ericales, Balsaminaceae. The record is from RefSeq and is a predicted model, not a curated record. The transcript has a single exon.